Messenger RNA from Pelagomonas calceolata, 1332 nucleotides. The record is from the annotation of a GenBank genome assembly. Lineage: Eukaryota; Pelagophyceae; Pelagomonadales; Pelagomonadaceae.
AUGGCAGACCAAACUGCAGAAACCGACGAGGACUGGUCCCUCGUCGUCGAGCGCCGCCCGCGCGCGAACUCGAACGCCUCGAACGCGUCCGCGGCGUCCGACGACGGCGCGCGGACGAAGGCGGCGCUGCGCAACGAGCGACGGCGGCGGCGCCGCGCGGCGGCCGCGGCCGCCGCGGCCGAAACGCCGCAAGCCACCACCGAAACGCCGCCGGCGGACGUCGAGGCCGCGGCGAAGGCGCAGCUCCGCGGCGUCGAGAAGCGCCUGAAGAGCAUCCGCGGCCUGGCCGCCAAAGAGACGCUCGACGACGCGGAACGCAAGAAAUUAGCACGGCGCGACGACUUGGAAGCCGCGCGAGCGGCCCUUAGCGCGGUCCUCGCCGGCUUCGCGGCGAAGCGCCGAGCCGCCGACGCCGUCAUGGGUCAAUUGGAUGACGUGCAGUUCGACGACUCGUAUGAAUGCGCCUGCUGCCGCGAGGUCCUGGAGCUGCCGGUCAAGCUGCCGUGCGGCCACGAAUAUUGUCGAGAGUGCGUGGCGCUCGUGGCCUCGCGCGCGACGCGGCCGUCCGACGUCGUCUGCCCGCUUUGCCGAGCUCCUUUCUACGACGGCGCGAAGUGCCGCGUCGCCGUCGCCGAGAAGACGCGCCGGAAGCUGAAACGCGCUACAGGACGGUGCCACUGCGGCGCGACGCUGCCGCUGGCGGGCCUCCGCGACCACCUCCGGUCCUGCGGCGCGGCGGCCGUCUACUUCGCGCCGCGUUCAAAAUUGGGCCAUGAGCUCUGCCCGGCGCCGGUCUUUUACUCCGAGAAGACGCCGCUCUCGUCGUCGCCGGCCGCGUCCUCGCCCCUCGAGGACGCGCUGCUGCGGCGCUUCCGCCACGUCGCGCCCGAGCGACCGCCGCCGCCGCCCGAGCCGGUCCCGGAGUCGACGCCCGAGCCGCGGCGGCGGCGGCAGCGCUGGCGGCGGCUGGAAGCGACUCCGGAGCCGGAGGUGGACGCCAUCCCGAGUACCCCCGAGGCGCCGCGGCCGGCGUGGGGCGCCGCGCCCGCGGCGGCGCCCGCGACCGAUCUCCGCUCGCUGCUGGCGGCCGCCGAAACGCCGCCGCCGCGCGCGCCGAAGCGGGGGCCGCGCGCCGCGGCGGCGUCGCCGCCGGUGUCGCUCGCGGCCUUCUUGCGCGGGCCUCCCAAAACGCCGGCUCCUGCGCCCGCCGCCGAGGCGCCGUGGCUUCGAAAGUCCGCCGCGCCGCGCGAGAGGCCGUCGCCCGCGAGCGUCGCCGACAUCAUCAAGGAGGAGCGCGCGGCGAAGGGCACGUGGGCGGGCGUGGCGCGAUGA